This is a messenger RNA of Vigna unguiculata (cowpea), 1532 nucleotides long. RefSeq names its product la-related protein 1A-like. Gene Ontology annotation, molecular function: RNA binding. NCBI's taxonomy places the organism in Eukaryota, Viridiplantae, Streptophyta, Magnoliopsida, Fabales, Fabaceae. The record is from RefSeq and is a predicted model, not a curated record.
UAAACUCAAUAGAUAGCAUUGGCCAAUAAAAUCAUUUUAUUUUCUCCUCAAAAUUUUCGAGCUUUAGCCAGGAGUAUAACAUCACAAGCAUAGCCAUCUGCAGCAGUGGAAAAAGACAGACCGAAAUGCAAUGUGCUUCCAUUCUAUAUCCUCACACACAAAAAUAUGGUGUUUUAAGCCAAGUCUUUCGGUCACUCCACCGCCCCAACAGCAACAGCAACGAGAAGAAGAACCUCUCACGACGACAAAGCCAAGCUCAUAACCAGUGCUUCUAACCCAUUUGUGAAGCACUGUCUCAAGCUUCGCAAUUCCUCUUCCUAUCGCCGCGCUCACGCUUCUGCUUUCGUUGUCCGUGCUACCCCUAUCAGACCCAUCAACUCUCAAACCCUCAUUCGGAUCCAUUUUUUCAAUAUCAGCUAAUCCACCGCCUAAUCCUGCUUCAUUCCUGGGGCCUCAGCCUAUGCGACCCUUUGCAAACCCUCCUGAAUUCUAUUAUUUCCCAACACUACAAUUUGAACCCUUUGGGGGCAUGCCAUUUUUAACACGUGCACCUCCUCCUGCAAUAUUCUUCCCGGUUGUCGAAACCCCUCUCGCCAAUACAAUAGUCAUCCAAAUUGAUUAUUACUUCAGUGAUGCUAAUUUAGUGAGGGAUGAGUAUUUAAGGUCCAACAUGGAUGAACAAGGAUGGGUUCCAAUUUCUUUGAUUGUAAGCUUCCCUCAUGUUAGAAGUUUGAGAAGCAACAUUAAGUUGAUACGGGAAACUGUCGAAGUGCAGUGCUCUGGUCUGGAGUUUGAUGACAUUUUCAUGACAUUUUCAAGGUUGAGGAUGCAGACCCUGUUGGUAAAAACCGGGAGUAAGGAUAACGGCAGAAGGGUGGUUGAUGGGGAGCGCGAAGGCCGCAGAACUGCUCGCGAGCAAGGAGGAAGGCUGCAGAACUGCUCGGUUGUUGACGACUGCAGAACUGCUCAUGAUGGCCAUAGAACGGGUCGUGAUGUUCACAAAACAGGUCGCGACGGCCAUGAAAGGGAUUGUGAUGGUGACAUAACGAACUGCGACAGCCACAAAAUGACCCGUGAUCGUCAUAUAACAACCUGUGAAGGUAACUCGACCCGUUUCGAUUUCUAAUUUUUCUCCCUUUCGAACUCGCGAACUCGCCGAAAACUCGUGAGUUUGAACGAUUCCAGCGACUUCAUCUACUAGUCCACCGAUUUUGCUUCAAAAGCCAGUUCACUUUCGAGUUAACUCGCUGGACAUCUCGCUGGACAUGACCAGGCCCGCAAACUCGUCUGAGUUAACGAGUUAACUUGCGAGUUUGAUAACCAUGCAUUGAAGUAUCAGUGCUUUGGAUAUAUGCAAAGCUAUCUUAUUAAGUUGAUAAUGUGAUUGAAGCAGCACCUUAUUUUUUUCUACUUGAAUGUUGCUGCAACAUAAAUCAUUGAUUAUUAGUCUGCUGUAUAUUUUAAGCGCUUAGUAUUUGGUAAGAUUCAAUUAUUAUUUGAAAUUGUUAGAAGAAGUUUAUUAUUGUGUUCUA